GCAUCUGUUGCAGUCUAGCGAGAAAAAAUGCAAGCUUUUAAGGUGACAGCUACUGGGUAUUUGUCAAUAUCAAAAUUCAAAUUCAUGCAUUGCAUUCACAUGAUUUACACAGUUUUCUGCCUUCAAUUUGGUUUUCCAUCUUCUCACUUGUUUAAUUAGUUGUUUAUUCCCUCCACCCAAACAAAAAACAAAUGCUUUUUAGCAGCACCAAAGAACGUAGGCCCCAUAUCUUUCCGUACCAUGGCCCGGACGUACCUUCAGCGCAAACCCACCACCCCCCUCUUCCCCUUUCUUUUUGUUUAUAAAUUCCUACUCUCCUCACCCUUCUGCAAACCCCUCUCUAUAGCAUUCUCUUCCCCGUCCUCUCCCUCCUCCAAACGCAUGAGAGAAGGAACAAGUCCAAGUUCUUCAAGUGAUGGACAGCCAGGAUCUUUCUUCGCCACCCCACAUGGACGCAUCUCGUCCAUCCCUUGGUUUCCCUCUCGGUACUGCCCUCCUCCUCAUCAUCAUCUUCAGCUUGAGUGGAAUCUUCUCCUGCUGCUAUCACUGGGACAGGUUCAGAUCUCUGCACUACUCUUUCUCCCAGGACGACCCAGAUCACGAUACAGAUAUCGAAGCUUCACCCUCCAAAUCUAAACCCGUAUGCACGAAUCUAAAGCAAAAUCAAAGCCAAAGCUUGCCUGUGUUGAUGCCUGGGGAUCGGAUUCCAAAGUUCAUAGCAUUGCCAUGCCCAUGUGAACCUCCACGUCCAGAAAAAGUAGUGGUAAAAGUGCAGAAGCCACUGAAGCCACCACCUCGCCUGCCAGUGCCUUUGUAUUAGCCCCCCCCCCAAAAAAAAAAAAAAAAAAAAGGACUCAUCAAUUGAUGUAUGUAUAUGUGACAACGAUGGAAGUAUAUUUUAAUUUUUAAUAAUUGCAAUAUUUCCCCUUGUGAUUGUUCGAUUUUUACUAAUAUUGUUAGGCCCAUGAGAAAGGUCGAUUUGUAAUUUUUUUUUUUUACCAUUCCUUCAUGAUUUCCCCAAGUUUUGUAUAAAUCUUGUACAUAUCCAAAUAGAGGGAAGAUUAUUCA
Molecule: messenger RNA, 1068 nt
Organism: Juglans microcarpa x Juglans regia
Lineage: Eukaryota; Viridiplantae; Streptophyta; Magnoliopsida; Fagales; Juglandaceae
Exons: 2
Coding region: 416-820 (134 amino acids)
Source: RefSeq, a predicted model, not a curated record